Messenger RNA from Adineta steineri, 1560 nucleotides. The record is from the annotation of a GenBank genome assembly. Lineage: Eukaryota; Metazoa; Rotifera; Eurotatoria; Adinetida; Adinetidae.
AUGGAAGAUAUUAAUGAUCAACCCGAAGGUCAUCUAGAUCCAUCGACAGAUGAUUUAUCUCCGUUGAUAAAAAAACGAUUAAGUUUAAUAGAUGAUAUAGAAAAAGAUCAACAACAACAAUUAUCACCAUUACGAAAGCGACAACUAUCGAAUGUAUCUGUUUGUUCUUUAUUGGAUGUCGAAACUGACCAUGAAGCCAUAGAGUCAUUGGAAUUAUUGCUAAACAGUGUUGUCAAGAUCUUUUGCAAUUCAAUUCCAUACAAUUUUCAUUCGCCUUGGCAAGUGCAACCCCAAGUGGCUGUCAGACUAUCAGGGUUUAUAAUAAAAGACCGGUGGAUUUUAUCUAAUGCUCAUGGCAUUUCAAAUCACACUACUAUUCGUAUUCAAAAACAUGGUGAUCCGAAAAAAUAUCCUGGACGUAUAUUAUACAUUGCACAUGAAUGUGAUCUGGUUAUAUUGACUGUUGAUAACGAUCACUUUUGGGUUAAUGUAGAGCCGUUGACAUUCACUGAUAAGAUACCUCGAUUACAGGAAUCAAUAAUAGUUGUUGGUUAUCCAGUUGGUGGUGAUAAUUUAUCGAUAACAAAGGGUGUCGUUUCAAGAGUUUGUAUGGCAUUUUACUCACAUUCAUUAGAGUAUUUGUUAAAAAUACAAAUCGAUGCUGCAGUCAAUUCUGGUAAUAGUGGUGGACCGGCUAUUCAAGGUAAACAGGUUGUCGGCAUGUCAUUUGAAGUUAGGAAUGGCGCUCAUUCAGUUGGUUACAUUAUACCAGUAUUAGUAAUCAAACAUUUGUUAGAUGAUAUUGAAAAGCACGGUAGAUAUACCGCUUUUCCUAGAAUGAUCUUUCAAUACCAGUCAAUGGAAAAUUCAUCAUAUCGCAAAUAUUUAAAACUAAAUGAUGAUCAACAUGGUAUCUUAGUGACAUCAUUUGAUCUGGCAUGUAUUCUUAGCAAACUAUUACAGAAAGAUGACGUAAUUUUGGCUAUAGAUGAUGAAUCAAUUGCUGAUGAUGGUACGAUCUAUUUUCGUCGUGGUGAAAGACUUAACUUUCAACAUUUAAUGAAAUUAAAAUUUGUUGGUGAUACAAUUACCUUUAAAAUUAUAAGAGAAGGACAAGAAAUAACAUUAACAAGUUCACUCGAUAAGACUCCCGCACUUGUUCCAUGGCAUUCACAUGAUAAACGUCCAGAAUAUUUAAUUUACGCUGGAAUUGUAUUCACAGUAUUAACUCGCUUUUUUUCAUGUAAUGGUACAUUACAAGAAUUAACUCAACAAAUUGUUGUUAUUAAUCAAAUACUUGCUGAUGAUGUUAAUUAUGGAAUAGAUUCAGAUGUUAAAUAUGCUGUAUUAAAAACUGUCAAUGGGAUCGAAAUUAAUAAUAUUAAACAUCUAGCAGAAUUAAUUGAUGAAAUAUCAAAUAAGAAAGAUGAUGCUUUUAUUCGAUUUGAAAUGGAAACCAAAGAAAUUAUUGUUAUUGAAUGUAAAGAAGCUAAACAAUCAGAAGAAAGAAUUUUAACACAAAAUUCAAUAGCUCAUGCAAGAAGUGAAAAUUUACGUUAA